CGCUGUGGAGGAAGAAGAAGGCCGCCAUCUUCGUGAGGUCGAAACGCUUAACGAUGCCCAGACAUUGUUCUGCCGGUGGCUGCAAUUCACGUGACACCAAAGAAGCUCGGGUCGCUGGUGUUACCUUUCACAGGUUGCCGAAGAGAGGAGACCCUCGCCGUGAUACCUGGAUCCUCAAUUCUCGUCGCAAAGGACCAGGAGGGGUAGGCCAGUGGGAGCCCCAGAGUGACUUUGUCUAUUUUUGCUCCAAACAUUUUACCCCCGAGAGCUUUGAAGUCACCGGAGUCAGUGGAUAUCACAGACUUAAAGAUGACGCCAUUCCCACCAAGGUUGAAAAGUCGUCCUGCCGAAUCAUCAGAAGAAAAAGUAAACCUCGGAAAAAAACGCUGGAAAAACAGACGAGCGGCGGGACCGGCACUGAUGAUCCGCGCUCAGGGACUCAAGAGACCCAAAUCGAAGAGCCUCCGGUACAAAGUGUUACUGAGGGCACCAAGACUUUACCUAAAAAUCCAGCUCCAUCACUAGCCCAGGACGAACCUCUAGAUCUAACCGUCAAUCCACCCUCUCCGUCCUGCUACAUGAGGCGCCUCCCUCCACCCGACGGCUUUUACGUGGCUAAAGAGCACAGCUACGCCCUGGUCUACCCGCUAGUGUGGCGCAGGAGCUAUGAAAAAGCCAUUUCCAGCUUACAGAAAGCGCUGCGGUUACUCAGCGCUGCCCGCCGGCGGGAAAACCGUCUCCGACUCACGCUCACGCGCCUCAGAGAGGGUCGGGUUAAGAAAACGUCGCCUCAUAUCCAGGACCAAAAGAGGGAAGGUCUAGAUCAGAUGAGCUGGCCUCCCGAGACUGGGAGAACUACAAGAUCUGACCUGGAGGAGCGGGAGCUGGAGGGCGCAUCGGAGGAAAUCUUCUCAGAGGAGGAACGUCUGGUGGGAUCGGGACGUUCCGGCAAGCCGGAGGCCGGGGCAGACGACGAGGAGGGGUACUGCUUUUACUGCGGACGUGCCAGGGAGGACGAGGACCCCAAGGAAGACGCGUCUCGCAGGAGGUCCCGCAGGAGAACGCCCGGCGAGAACUUGCCCGAGCCUGCAGCCACAGUCCUGCCUCCGGAUAAAGUCGCCUACCUUCAGAUGCUGCAUCUUCAUCUUCUCCAGCAGGACGUGAACGCGGACUCCGGUGCGGCGCAAACCAAAGACGAGGGGCUGUGCAGGAUGUUUUUGGUUCCGGUUUCCGCCAAGGACAGGGGAGGGAUCGCUGUGGAAGGCAGCGUUCCAAACGUGGAAGCCCAGACUGUACCCGUGGCAGAAGAUGCCCGUCAGCCAGACGACCUCCUGAGCGUUGAGACUGGCCUCAUAGAGCUGAGGAACGAUGUACUGGGGGCUGGUCAGAACUGCCAUGAGAUUAAAGUACGAGUGGUGGGUGGAGAUGUCAAGCAGAGACUGAAGGAACAUCUCGAAGGCUUUCAGCUGCAGCUAAGCAACGAAUUUACGGACUAGUUACCCAGGCUGCCGUUUCAUCCGGGAGCUCCGGUUCCCUCCCACAGUCCAAAAACAUGCAAGUGAGGUGAAUUGUCCAUGACUGUGGUUGAUAUUAAACUUGUGACCUGAUGAAUCUUGUGUAACGAGUUACUACCUGUCCUGUCAGUGUAAAACAUGACGUUAAAAUCCUAAUAAAUAAAUUAAUUAAUUAA
This is a messenger RNA of Trichomycterus rosablanca, 1690 nucleotides long. It is a transcript of the gene thap7, whose product is annotated as THAP domain containing 7. Gene Ontology annotation, biological process: regulation of DNA-templated transcription. The coding region runs from base 54 to 1496 and encodes 480 amino acids. Lineage: Eukaryota; Metazoa; Chordata; Actinopteri; Siluriformes; Trichomycteridae. The transcript is spliced from 5 exons. The record is from RefSeq and is a predicted model, not a curated record. Gene Ontology annotation, cellular component: nucleus.